CUAGCAGUGUCGCAAAAUGUUUUCGAUUACAAGGGGAACGGUCUCCUAGUGACACCUCCUCCUUUACGGCAAAUGGAAUAUGGCGGAGGGUGAGAAAUCCCAAGACGGACUAGAGCUCAGCAAGAAAUGGCUGCAGGCCGCAGACGGCAGGACGGAGCUGCUCCGCUACCUGAAGGAGCAGGUGCCGAAAAUCUUCUGCCUGAAGAAAGAGUCCAGCCCUCAGGAGGAAGAGGAGCUCAUGCAGAGUCGACUCCUUCACCCGCUGGAGUGCUUCCUGUUUGGAGAGGACCCUGAGGAGGGUCUGGAGAAGCUCAAGCAGGGCAGCACGUCCUCGCAGCUCUGCGGACGCGUCUUCAAAGAGGGGGAGACUGUUUACUCCUGCAGGGAUUGCGCCAUAGAUCCCACAUGUGUCCUGUGCAUGGACUGCUUCCAGGAUAGCGUGCACAAGAGCCAUCGCUACAAGAUGCACGCAUCAUCAGGCGGGGGCUUCUGUGAUUGUGGGGACGUUGAAGCCUGGAAGAUCGGCCCCUGUUGCUCCAAACAUGACCCAGGGGCAGCCACUGCCAUGGUAACGGAUGAGUGUGGGUUAGAGCCCGAGUUGUACGAGCGUGCUGGGAAGCUGUUCCAGAUGCUGCUGCAGUAUGUCACAGAAUUCCUGGUUUGGGAUGAGAACUUGGAGCUGUCAGCCGAACUCCAGCCCAGGACAAAAGAAAACGCAUACUACUGCGUCCUGUACAAUGAUGAGCACCACUCGUACGACCAUGUGAUCUACACCCUGCAGCGCUCUGUCCAGUGUGAUCAGGCUGAAGCACAGACACACACAGCACUUAUCGACAAGGAGGGCCGACGGGCUGUAAAGAGAGGAACUCUUCUCUCCUGCCAGCAGGCUAAAGAUCUCAUCAAGUCAAACUCUGAGCACAUUUCGCUUCAGCCACUACGUGUAGAGAUCCUUCACUCAGCAGUCAUGGCUCAUCAAACUUUUGCUCUGCGCCUCGGCAGCUGGUUCCAAAAGAUCAUCGGAUACUCAGUUGGCUUCAGGCAGGCCUUCAGUCAGGUGGCACUGGAGCCAAACGCUGACAGAGAGCGGCCCUGCCUCAUCAGCAGACUCAUGCUGCAUGAUGCCAAGAUGUACAAAGGAGCUCGCAAGAUUGUGCAUGAACUGAUUUUCUGUAGCAUGCUAAUGGAGACGGAGUUCAAGAGGCUUUUUGCAAUCGAGUUUACAAAGCACUACAAGCAGCUUCAAAAGGAUUUCAUAAAUGAUGACCAUGAUAGGAGCAUUUCCAUCACUGCUCUGUCAGUACAGAUAUUCACAGUUCCUACGUUGGCCAGGCAGCUAAUUGAAGAGGGCAAUGUCAUUAAAGUGAUCGUUGAUACAGUCAUGGAAUUGCUGCGUGAGCAUCUGGAUGACAACAAUCGCUUCUACUUCCUCGGAUACAACUCAGACAAGUUCUCACGCAUCCAGGUCAUCUUCCACGACCUCAGGUACAUUCUGAUCAGUAAACCUUCAAUAUGGACUGUAGAGCUGCGGACAGAGUUCCUAGAGGGGUUCAGAAUCUUCCUUGGGCUUCUCAGAUCCAUGCAGGGCAUGGAGGAGGUGAAGCGCCAGUUUGGACGUCACAUUGCGGUGGAGCCAGAAUGGGAGGCUGGUUUUUCUCUUCAGAUCCAGCUCCGCCACGUCCUCGCCAUGUUUCAGGACUGGUGUUCCUCUGAUGAAGAGAUCUUGCUGCUCGCAUUUAAAGAGUGCCGCACCGUCCUGACGCAGUGCAAUAAUCAGCCCUUCCACAGAGAAGCUACAGACUACUACAUGUGCAAACACAUCCUCCAUGUUCGCCCAUACAAAGUGUCUCAGGAGCCUGUCAGCAUACAUCUGCCCAUUUCCAGGCUGCUGGCUGGCCUGUAUGUGGUUCUGUGCAGAACUGGAGCCAUCGAACGCCUGGAUAAUCUGGAGAGCUAUGACUUCACUCAGCUGGCAGAGUAUCCUCUGCGCUGCAUUGUGCUGGCUGCACAGGUCUCUGCUGAGAUGUGGCGGAGGAAUGGGCUCUCGUUAGUCAGCCAGGUCUACUACUAUCAGGACGUAAAAUGCAGGGACGAGAUGUACGAUAAGGACAUCCUCAUGCUUCAGAUAACUGCUUCCAAAAUUGACCCCAACCACUUCCUCAUGCUGAUCUUGUUGAGAUUUGAGCUCUUUGAUUAUUUUAAUGGAAACUGUUCAAGCAAAGACCAGGAUGAACUGAUCCAGUGGAACCGUCUGACUGAAGAGAUGCUGUAUCUCCUCAUUGUUAUCGUUGGUGAGCGAUAUGUCCCUGGUAUCAGUCAUGUGACCAAAGAGGAUGUGACGAUAAGGGAGGUUAUCCACCUGCUGUGCAUUGAGCCCAUGGCUCACAGUAACCUGGCCAAGGGUCUGCCAGAAAAUGAGAGUCACGAAACAGGCCUGGAGUCUGUGAUUACCAAAGUUGCCACUUUCAAAAAACCGGGUGUUUCAGGUCAUGGACUGUAUGAAGUGAAAAAAGAGCGUUUGGUAGAAUUCAAUCCUUUCUUCUACCAUUAUUCACGAUCUCAGCACAGCAAGGCAGAAGAGUCUCAGAAGAAGAGGAGGACUCAUGAGAGCAACGAUAAAGCUCUGCGUCCUCCAGUGCCCCCAGACUUCUGCCCAGCGUUCUCCAGCAUAGUGCGUCUGCUUUGCUGUGACAUCAUCAUCCACGUCCUAAGGCGGGUCCUGCAGAGAGCUGCAGAGGACCGGUCCACUCAUUGGACAGAAGCCAUGAUCCAGAGGGCCCUUCACCUGAUAGGUCAGGCGUUGCUGGAAGAGAGAGCACAGCUUGAGGACAGCUCCGAGGAGGAAGUGACCUUUGAUUUCAGCCUUAAGGCCAGAAGAAUCGGAUCAGAACACGGCAAGUCAGUGUUUCUCUUAUUGUCCAAGAUCAAGAAUGUUCCCUCCCUUGAAGCUCAGAAGGACAUGGUCAAAUGGGUUCUACAGAUGUUUGAGAUUAUCAAGUGCCUUAGGGAGAAGUCCAACCCUUCAGCAUCUAUGAGCAUGGAAACAAGCAAGCCUGAAGAGAGUGCUCAGGACAAAGAAAAAGCUGAGCGUAAAAGAAAGGCGGAGGCUGCCAAACUCCACCGGCAGAAGAUAAUGGCCCAGAUGUCUGCAAUGCAGAAAAACUUCAUCGAGUCAAACAAGAUGCUGUAUGACAACAUGCCAGAGAGCGGGACACAGGGAGAGCCUGUAGCAACAACCGAGAGCUGUGCCAUGGAGCAAAGAGAGCUGUGUGUAGCCAUUGGCCCUCACAGAGGCUCCACUCCAGUCGAGAGGGAGGUGCUCACCUGCAUUCUCUGUCAGGAAGAGCAAGAAGUGGCGGCCCAGGCCCAGGCCAUGGUGCUGACUGCCUGUGUGCAGAGGUCAACAGUGCUGACUCAGUGCAGAGGGAAGAAACUGACUGCCAUAGGAGAUGGGACAGCAUAUCCUCUCUUCAUGCCUCCUGAGCUGGCAGUCGGGACCCACACAGGAAGCUGCGGACACGUCAUGCACGCCACAUGCUGGCAAAAAUAUUUUGAGGCUGUUCAGAACACAACUAGAAAUCGUCUCCACGCUGAACUGAUCAUCGACCUGGAGAACGGGGAGUACUUGUGCCCCCUCUGCAAGUCUCUGUGCAACACUGUUGUACCCCUCAUCCCAUUAGAACCACUCGUGUUUAACUAUGAGAAUGCAGAGAUCAUUGGGCAGCAUUUGACCAUGCCUCGCUGGAUCCAGAUCCUCACCGCCAGGAUUAGAGGACUAAAGUCGCUCACUCAGGACAACGAAUGCAACACAGAAAGCAGUAGUGUUGAUGGUGACACAGGGAUGUGUGGAGAGGGCCAGCCAGACUUUCGAUCCAUUCUCAGCUAUGGAGUACAGGAACCGAGAAAGCUCUCGGACAGCAUCGUCGAGAUGCUGGUUGUGUGCGCCACCACAGUCCACAGGGUGGGACUGCAGACGGCACCCAACGAGCUGUGCCCAUGUGUGCCCCAAAUGGCUUGGAACACAUGCGCCUUCACUAUCCAGGCCAUAGAAAACAUACUGCAGGAGGAGGACAAGCCGCUCUUUGGGUCCUUACAGAACCGACAGCUCGCAGGUCUGAAGGCCAUUGUGCAGUUUUCAGCAGCUCAGAGAAUUAAGAGCUCCCAGGCUGUCAUUCAAAGGCACUUCACGGGCAUGCUGGGAGUUUUACUACCAGCCCUGAGCAGAAGGAACACCCCUUCUCUGCUGGAGGUGGACUUCUUCCAUCUUCUGGUGGGAUUGGUGUUGUCUAUUCCUUCACUGUACCAAGAGGAGGCCGUAGACUUACAGCCAUCUGCGGUCAGCUCAGCCUACAACCACCUGCAUGUUGUUCAUCUGGUCACCAUGGCUCACAUCGUGCAGGUCCUCCUGACCUCUACAGAUUUCCCUGCAGUAGCGGGGGGAGAAGAGACAGAGGAGGCGAGAGCAGCUGUAGAGCUGUGCAAUACAUUGUCACAACUCACUGGAAGGCCAAUGCCAGACGUGUCCGGAAGCUCUUUGGCGGAACGAGUGAAGAGAGGAAUAGAACCUUUCCUGCGCUCUGCUGCUCUCUUUUUCAAUUGCCUUACAGGAGUACAUCCUCCAGAGGAGCUCUCUACAGCUGCUGUUACCUCUCAAGGACAGGUGGAGGCACUCUGCAGCUACUUGGCACUACCCUCUAAUGUGUUCCAGCUCUUCCAGGAGCACAGAGACUCUGUUACUCCACUGCUACAGAGGUGGUGUGGAAACCAAGCUGUAACCAAAGCUCUAAAAGGAAAACUGCAGACAGUCAGAUACCCCAGGAGAAGAAAUCGUUUGAUUGAGCUCCCUGAGGAUUACAGCGCUCUCCUCAAUCAGGCCAGCCAUUUUCAAUGUCCAAAGUCCAUGGAUGAUGAGAGGAAGCAUCCGACCCUGUGCCUGUUCUGUGGGGCCAUGCUGUGCUCUCAGAGCUCCUGCUGUCUCAGCCCACUGGAUGGGGAGGAUGUGGGGGCCUGCACUGCCCACGCUGCUACUUGUGGGGCUGGAGUGGGCAUGUUCCUCAGGAUAAGAGAGUGUGAAAUCGUUCUGAUGGCGAGUAAGACUCGAGGAAGCACGUAUCCUGCUCCUUACCUGGAUGAUUAUGGGGAGACUGAUCCUCAUCUUGGAAGGGGCAAUCCUCUGCACCUUUGCCCAGAGCGCUACAGGAAGCUGAACCAGCUGUGGCAGCAGCACUGCAUCCUGGAGGAAAUCGCCCGCAGCCUGGAGGUGGUCAAUGUUAUGUUUGCCUUCGAGUGGCAGAUGUUGUGAUGAUUGCUACCGCUGUGGAGGCCGAAGGAGCAAAGAGCACAGCCAUAGAGCGCAAUCUGCUCCGGUGCUCGCACACUCACAUACACACAUAUACACAUCAAAACAACAACAAUCCUCCUAUAAUCAAAGGAGACCCGAGUAGCCAAUCCUUCCCUGAUGAAACCGCAGCUGGAGUCGAGAGAAGUGGGGACAGUUGAAGAGGAGGAAUAUGAGGAGUAAUAGAAGGUGAUGGAUGAUGAGCAAACCCAAGUCGCCUUGUUUUAAUUUGAUUGUCUGCUGUGAGAAUGAGUUUCUCCUAGAGUAAUGUUAUUUGCAAAGAGGCUCAUGCGAAUAAAGACAAACAUCAGAUACACACGAACAUGUUUCAGUUAUCACUUUAUGUUUUUGGUUUCUCUCCUCCUCGGUAAUGCUGUGAACUUUCUGCAUUCUGUUUUGGUGUCAGAAACUCUGAUUUGUAGUAAGUUAUAAUUGUUGAAUUACACUGUUUUGGAGGGUACUUUUUAAUUUGAAAUGUUUAAGCACAGUCAAGAAACAUACACAUUUUUGUUCAGCAGAAUAAAAACGGUCACAUCUAUUGUAGCCUGUAAUCGUAUAAUUAGACGUGUGUAAUGAAGAUAACAUUUAAAGAACACACAUGACAGAUUCAGUAUUCAGAGAAAAGUAUUUACAGUUAUCUACUUCCAAGUUGUCUGACAUUUAUGGAUCUAAGUCUACUAUUAGGCCAAACAUAUUUAAUCUGAUAUCAGCUGUAUGUUAAUGAUUGAAACUUCAUGAAGGGACCAGAGGCAGAUCAUGUUUGCUGAUACACUUCACACAAUUCAAUUUAAGUUAAAAACAAACUGUUUCAAUAAUGUAUUUAAGAAAGAAAUGUACUUUUUAUUGAAAACAUUUCAGGUAGAAUCAUAUAUCUUUACACUUAUCACAUCCAUUAUUGCUCAGCCUUUUCAGGAAGAACGUGUGAAUAUGAACUUUCCUCCUUUUUGUGUUGUUUGACAAUGCUACAUGACUUCCAGGCUGGAAAUAAAGACACUAGCCUGAAUACA
Messenger RNA from Notolabrus celidotus (New Zealand spotty), 6342 nucleotides. It is a transcript of the gene ubr1, whose product is annotated as ubiquitin protein ligase E3 component n-recognin 1. The record is from RefSeq and is a predicted model, not a curated record. The transcript is spliced from 47 exons. Lineage: Eukaryota; Metazoa; Chordata; Actinopteri; Labriformes; Labridae. Gene Ontology annotation, cellular component: cytoplasm; ubiquitin ligase complex. Bases 80 to 5299 code for a protein of 1739 amino acids. Gene Ontology annotation, molecular function: ubiquitin protein ligase activity; zinc ion binding. Gene Ontology annotation, biological process: protein ubiquitination; ubiquitin-dependent protein catabolic process via the N-end rule pathway.